ACAUAUAUAUUUCCAAACUUCAAGCACAGAUCUAGCAAGUGAAACCAAGAAAAAGAAGGAGCUUCUCAUUUUUCAACCAUGGCUAGUAGAAUCCUUCCCAUCUCAAAGAUUGCACUUCUGUCCCUCCUCAUUUGCGCUGCCCUGGUUUCAGCAGAUCAAGAAGAAGAGAGAGACAUAGACGAUCAAAAGCUUCUUCUUGGCUUCAAAAAGGAGAAGCUCAGCCACUUCCGGUUCUACUGGCACGACACGUACAGCGGCCGAAACCCUAGCGCCGUGAGAGUCGUAGAACCGCAGGGCAAUAAGACAACGAAGAGCGGGUUCGGAUCGGUGACCAUGAUCGACAAUCCGCUGACUGAAAAGCCGGAGCUGGGCUCCAAGUUGUUGGGAAGGGCUCAAGGAUUCUACGGAAUAACUUCGAGAGAAGAGUUUUCCCUGUUGAUGGCUAUGACCUUUGUUUUCGUUCAAGGAAAGUACAAUGGCAGUACUAUUACUAUUUUCGGACGGAAUCGUGUCGCCGACAAGGUUCGAGAGAUCCCGGUCAUAAGUGGCAGCGGCCUUUUCCGGUUUGCCCGGGGCUAUGCUCAAGCCAGCACUUACAGCUUUGAUCCUGUCUCUCUGGACGCCGUAGUUGAGUAUAAUGUUUAUCUGCUCCAUUAUUAAACUUAUCAACAUGAUAUGGUCACUACUGUGUUGUUGUUUUGUUGAGUGCUAUAUGUUUAGUUUCCUUUUUGUCUUGGUUUUCAAUAUUUUUUUUUUUUCCAUUUAGCCGUGCUAUGUGUGAUUAGUCCUUUUUAAUAUUUGGACGAGCUAAUUAUGAGAACUAGUCUGUAAUUGUAUGAUGGGUGCUUAAGAAAUAUGUUUCUAAUUCAAUCGUUGC
Molecule: messenger RNA, 877 nt
Organism: Morus notabilis
Lineage: Eukaryota; Viridiplantae; Streptophyta; Magnoliopsida; Rosales; Moraceae
Product: dirigent protein 19
Exons: 1
Coding region: 79-660 (193 amino acids)
Source: RefSeq, a predicted model, not a curated record